UAUCGGCCGCAUGAAAUUGUAUUUCGCUGUUGCUCUAGUUGAACCUUGGAGGUAUUUCGAACAGCCUCUUCGCCUACCGAGGCGCACGUUCGUAGUUCAGUGCAAAAUUAGAAGUGGUUUAAAAAUAAAAAGUUCUUAGUACCUGUGAUAUAUAAAAUUACAAUAUUUACGUUCAGUGCAGAUUUUAAUUAAUCUUGAAAAAUGUUCAGCGGGAUUGCAGACAAAAACCUUGGAGCCUUCCGAAGCAUCGGAGAGAAGACAGCGUCGCUCUUCGAGCGCAAGAAGAAAGAUGCUGAACAGGUGGCUGCGGAGAAGGCUGAGGAGGCCGCCCGCGUCGUGGAAGACCAGGUCAAGAAGGCCGGGGAGCUAGUCGCUGGAGCGCAGUCGUCUGCCGAUGACGCGGCGAACUCAGCCAACGCCGCCAAGAACUCGGCCAUCGAUGCCCUGGACAAGGAGCUGUCGAAGAUGUCUCUGGCGGCUGGAGAGGCGCAGGACGCCGCCAACCGAGCUGUCGCUGAUAGCAAGAAAGUCGUCGACACUGCUAAAGAUACAAUUGUAACAUCCUUCGAUAAUACCAAAAAAUCAGCAGAGGCAGCAGUCAACGCGGCUAAAGAGACCCUAUCAAGCACAGUAGACGCCACACAAAAAGCCGCACAGAGCGCCCGCGACACUGGCAAAUCGUACUCCACUAGUGCCAAAGAUACAACACAAAAGGUAGCCCAAACGGCUGUGGAAACAGGCCAAACUUAUGCUACAUCCGCCAAAGAUACAGUAUCGAACACUGUCCAAAAUACAGUGGAAGGUACUAAGAAUAUUAUACAAAGCGCUGUUGAUCAGAGCAAAGCUUGCGUCGCCAGCGCAAAAGAUACGGUCCAGCACACGCUCGAAAGUGCCCUGGACACGUCAAUGAGCUAUGCAUAUUCGGCUUAUGAUAUCGGCAAAUGCUAUGUUGUUAGCGCUAGAAAUACAGUAUCAAAUACUGUAGAUAAUACUAAACAAGCUACAGAAAGUACAAACAAAACCGGCAAAACAUACGUCGAUUCAGCCAAAGAUACAGUAGCGGAUACGGUAGAUAUGACCAAAAAAACAGCAGCGGCCGUGGUAGAGACAGGCGUAUCAUAUGCCGGUGCCGUUAAAGAUGCAACUAAAACAGCGGCUGCUACGGCUGUUGAAACGGGUUCUUCGUAUUUAGCCAGUGCUAAAGAUACUGUGGCAAAUACUGUUCAUAGCACAGUAGACACAACUAAAUAUGUAACCGCAUCUGCUGUUGAAUGGGGUUCAGCAUUAGUAGGAAGUGCUAAAGAUACCGUUGCUAGUACUGUAGAUGCAACCAAAACCGUAACCACAUCUGCCGUGGAAACAGGCAAUUCUUAUUUGGGAAGUGCAAGAGAUAAUGUCGCAAACACAGUUCAGAGUACUGUAGAUGCAACCAAAACCGUAGCCACAUCUGCCGUGGAAACAGGCAUUUCUUAUUUAGGAAGUGCAAGAGAUAAUGUCGCAAACACAGUUCAGAGUACUGUAGAUGCAACCAAAACCGUAGCUACAUCUGCCGUGGAAACAGGCACUUCUUAUUAUGGAAGUGCAAGAGGUAAUGUCGCGAACACAGUUCAGAGUACUGUAGAUGUAACAAAGAAUGCCGCGGCUUCCGCCAUUGAAAAGGGUUCAGCCUUAGUAGGAAGUGCUAGAGAUACCGUUGCCAGUACUGUAGAUGCUUCCAAAAACGCAGCCGCGUCCGCGCUUGAAAUGGGCACUUCGUAUUUAGAAGGUGCUAGAGAUGCGACUAAAAAUGUGACAGCGUGUGCUGUUGGAAGGGGCACAUCGUAUGUGGAUGCUGCUAAGGAUUCGGCGGCCAAGACAGUCUAUUGUACUGUCGAUGCAACAAAAAAUUUAACAACAUCUGCAGUUGAAAAGGGUACAUCGUAUGUAGGCGCUGCUAAAGAUACCGCAGUGAGCACAAUUUCUAGUACAGUAGACGCUACUAAAAACGUCAUGGCGUCUGCUGUUGAGACCAGUUCCUCAUUUGUAGGCAGUGCCAAGGACACACUUGCAAAUACUGUAGACGCAACCAAGAAUGCGGCGGCAUCCGCUGUUGAUAAGGGGACGUCUUUAGUAGGAAGUGCUAAAGAUACCGUAGCAAGCACAUUACAGAGCACUGUAGAUACGACUAAGAGCUUUGCCGGUAACGUGGUGGAUAAGGGAUCGUCGCUUGUUGGAAGCGCGAAAGACCAAACAAGCUCGAUUUAUAAUACUGAAAAUACUGAGGUUUCUUCAGAGGACGAAGUAGAAGAUACUAAUGACACAAUCCACUCGACGGUAGACAGCACAAAGAAGGCGGCAGAGGAGGCCAAAGCGCAGGCAGCGAAGGCCGCCGAAGACGCCAAGGAGAAGGCCCGACAGGCCGCGGAGGCCGCUGCUGCUGAGGCUAAGAGAGCUGCCAACGCGGCGGUGGAAGAAUCCAAAAAAGCAGCCGAGAAAGCCACAGCGGACGCCAGCAGGGCCCUGCACAGCACCGUUGACAACACGCUGAAGCGAGUGGACGCCGCCGCCGACGAGGGCAUCAAGAACGCCGGACACGUCGUCGACGCCAAGAUCAAGGGCGCCGACAAAUACCUCAGCGGCAAGCGCGACGCGCUGGCAUCGAACCUGUCGGCGACAGUGCACGACGGCUCCGAGGGCGCCGCCGGUCUGCUGAGCAAGGGUCUCUCCGCCUUCCCUAAAUAAAGUAACCAGCGGGCUCCCGCCACGUGUACCUGCAUUCAAACUCCGUUCUACUGGAAUCGCUAAACCACAGUCCACCAUAGACGUGUCAGCAUCACGCUCCGAAGACAUUUUUUUAAUCAUGUUUCACAAGCCUCGUUCCAAGGAUGAUUUUCUUACGCAACUCUUUUUUUAACAUUUUGACUUAAAUCGGUUACAUGAUGAGUUAUUCCUGUGUCCUGUUGCCAUUGUGUAGGAUGCAGCAGAAAAAGAUAUCUCAUUUCAGACAUGCUUUGCCUUGCAUGUAAUGGUGGAGGUUCGCGCCGCGACAGAGACAGAAGACCGCGACCGUCACUUGACAGUUGGCAACAUAUAGGCGACAGUUCGCUAGCGAGACAGCGACAGAGCGACUCUUGUCUCUGUCUCUUGUUUCGAUCGCGAACUGUCGCUUAUAGUUUGCCUAGUCAAGUGACGGUCGCGGUCUUCUGUCUCGGUCGCGUGUCUCUGUCGCGGCACGAACCUCCACCUUUAUGGAUCAUGAUAUUUAUAUUCAAUGUUUUUUGGUAGCCGUUAAUUUAUAUAAAGAAAAAAGCUUAUAAAAAGAAUGACAAAAAACCGCAAUCUAUCUGUAACACAAUUUUCGUUCUCUUGUUGUUUAUUGUUUUAUAUUUUUCAACUGCUGGUACAAUUAGUUUUAAGUUACCUAAGAUAAAAUUGAUUUAAGUUUUACUCAAUAAAUGUUAUUAUUUUAGUAAGAACAAA
This is a messenger RNA of Cydia strobilella, 3459 nucleotides long. Its product is annotated as perilipin-4-like. The transcript is spliced from 27 exons. The coding region runs from base 202 to 2721 and encodes 839 amino acids. The record is from RefSeq and is a predicted model, not a curated record. Lineage: Eukaryota; Metazoa; Arthropoda; Insecta; Lepidoptera; Tortricidae. Gene Ontology annotation, cellular component: plasma membrane.